Cynocephalus volans (Philippine flying lemur) is the source of this 3458-nucleotide messenger RNA. It is a transcript of the gene RFX2, whose product is annotated as regulatory factor X2. The transcript is spliced from 17 exons. Gene Ontology annotation, molecular function: RNA polymerase II cis-regulatory region sequence-specific DNA binding; DNA-binding transcription factor activity, RNA polymerase II-specific. The coding region runs from base 1 to 2169 and encodes 722 amino acids. Gene Ontology annotation, biological process: regulation of transcription by RNA polymerase II. Gene Ontology annotation, cellular component: nucleus. The record is from RefSeq and is a predicted model, not a curated record. Lineage: Eukaryota; Metazoa; Chordata; Mammalia; Dermoptera; Cynocephalidae.
AUGCAGAAUUCCGAGAGUGGAUCGGAUUCACCAGCUUCCGUGGCUCUGCGUCCGUCGGCGGCAGCCCAGCCUGUGCCCGCCUCCCCGCAGAGGGUGUUGGUCCAGGCAGCGGGCUCCACUACCAAAGGAGCUCAGAUGCAGCCAAUCUCCCUCCCUAGAGUUCAACAGGUGCCACAGCAGGUACAGCCUGUGCAGCACGUGUACCCCGCCCAGGUGCAGUAUGUGGAAGGGGGAGACGCUGUCUAUACCAAUGGAGCCAUACGCACGGCCUAUGCCUACAACCCCGAGCCUCAGAUGUACUCCCCCAGCAGCGCAGCUUCCUACUUCGAGUCCCCAGGUGGUGCCCAGGUGACCGUGGCAGCCUCGUCCCCACCAGCGGUGCCCUCCCACAGUAUGGUGGGCAUUGCCAUGGAUGUUGGAGGGAACCCCAUCGUCUCCAGCGCAGGAGCCUAUCUCCUCCACGGGGGGAUGGAUGGCUCGAGGCACUCCCUGGCCCACACGUCCCGCUCUUCACCAGCCACGCUUGAAAUGGCGAUUGAAAACCUCCAAAAAAGCGAAGGAAUCACAUCACACAAAAGCGGUUUACUCAACAGCCAUCUCCAGUGGCUGUUAGAUAAUUAUGAAACUGCCGAAGGCGUGAGUCUACCCCGAAGCUCCCUUUACAACCAUUACCUGCGGCACUGCCAGGAACACAAGCUCGACCCCGUGAAUGCUGCUUCCUUUGGGAAACUGAUCCGGUCUGUGUUUAUGGGCCUGAGGACGCGGAGGCUGGGAACCAGGGGCAACUCCAAGUACCAUUACUAUGGGAUCCGGCUGAAGCCAGACUCCCCCCUGAACCGGCUGCAGGAGGACGCGCAGUACAUGGCUAUGCGGCAGCAGCCCAUGCACCAGAAGCCCAGGUACCGGCCAGCCCAGAAGACAGACAGCCUUGGGGACAGCAGCUCCCACAGCAGCCUGCACAGCACGCCCGAGCAGGCCAUGGUUGCGCAGAGCCAGCACCACCAGCAGUACAUAGACGUCUCCCACGUCUUCCCGGAGUUCCCGGCGCCUGACCUGGGCAGCGUCCUGCUGCAGGACAGUGUCACUCUGCACGACGUCAAAGCCCUUCAGCUGGUGUACAGGCGGCACUGCGAGGCCACUUUAGACGUUGUAAUGAACCUCCAGUUUCACUACAUCGAAAAGCUGUGGCUCUCCUUCUGGAACUCUAAAGCCUCCUCCAGUGACAGCCCCACCUCUCUACCUGCCAGUGAUGAAGAGCCCGAAGGUGCCACCCUCCCCAAGGACAAGCUCAUCUCUCUGUGUAAAUCUGACCCCAUCCUCAAGUGGAUGAGGAACUGCGACCACAUCCUCUACCAGGCGCUGGUGGAGAUCCUCAUCCCCGACGUGCUGCGGCCGGUCCCCAGUACCCUGACCCAGGCGAUCCGUAACUUUGCCAAGAGCUUGGAAGGCUGGCUGACCAAUGCCAUGAGUGACUUCCCGCCACAGGCCAUCCAGACCAAGGUUGGCGUCGUCAGUGCCUUUGCCCAGACUCUGCGGAGAUACACGUCCCUCAAUCACCUCGCUCAGGCAGCCCGGGCGGUGCUUCAGAACACGUCCCAGAUCAACCAGAUGCUCAGCGACCUCAACCGCGUGGACUUUGCCAACGUGCAGGAGCAGGCCUCGUGGGUGUGCCAGUGCGAGGAGAGCGUGGUACAGCGGCUGGAGCAGGAUUUCAAGAUGACCCUGCAGCAGCAGAGCUCCCUGGACCAGUGGGCCAGCUGGCUGAACAAUGUGGUCACCCAGGUCCUGAAGCAGCAUGCAGGCAGCCCCAGCUUCCCCAAGGCCGCCCGACAGUUCCUACUGAAGUGGUCCUUCUACAGCUCCAUGGUGAUCCGGGACCUGACCCUGCGCAGUGCUGCCAGCUUCGGUUCCUUCCACCUCAUCCGCCUGCUCUAUGAUGAGUACAUGUUCUACCUGGUCGAGCACCGUGUCGCCGAGGCAACUGGAGAGACGCCAAUCGCUGUCAUGGGAGAGUUCAACGAUCUCGCCUCCCUGUCACUGACGCUGCUUGACAAAGAUGACAUCAGUGACGAGCGUGGCAGCGAGGCCGAGGCAGAUGCCCGCAGCCAGGGCGAGCCUCUCGUGAAGCGUGAGCGCAGCGACCCCAACCACCCCCUGCAGGGCAUCUAGCACCUGGUGCCUUCCACGAGGUUCCCGAGGAUGCCGCCCGGCCACUCGGGGAGCCUGGACUCCAUCAGCUCUGCCGCAUUAGUGCCUCUUAGAUGAUGGAAUAUUUACUGAGACUCAGGGGGACUCCUGGGGUCAGUGUGCCCUUCCAGGAUGACAUGCUGUUCAAGAAGAAAAAUGAUUGUUAAUAUCGAAGAAGUUCACAUCGGGGGCUGUGUUCUGGGUGUCCUGAGUGCUACACCAGGACACCUGUCCCUUACACAGAACAAACCCUUCUCUGCUGGAAUUGUGAACUCUGGCCCAAGUCCCUUUAAGAGCUGAGAGUUGCUACCUUCCACAGUUUUCUUCUCCAUUCAGCUGGUACCAAUUUUCAUGAUGAUUUUAAAAAAGGAAAAAUCAGAGAGCAGAAGGAAGGGACAGCCUCUCCCCACCUGUUCUGCCGCUGUUGGGCAGGUGUGGAGUUUGUGGCAUCCAUAGGGGUCCCCUCAGGAACGGAUAGCAGGGCGCCCUCGCCCUGUUACCUCUGUGGUCUCAGCACUGUGCCUCGUGGCCUUUCGUGGACUGACUGUCCUCAGCUUCCUGCAGGCUGUCCCUCUGGAGCCUGAGUUCCAGAUGCCAAAGGAGUCUCUGAAGCAGCUGCCAGUCACUCUGUCCCUGGACAGAUCCGCAGCCCGAAAAAGAACAAGCCACAGAAACAGGCCCACUCCUGCCAAGACACAGUAGUGUCUUUUAAAAAAUCAAAACCAGACGUUUUAUCAACAACGUGAAGGAUUUGAGGUUCUGUCCAAGUUCACAGUCAACAUCAAGCCAAACCACUGGCUCUGGGAUAAGUUUAUUCAAGGGGACCAGGGCAGUCAGUGUUACAGCCGCUCCUUGGGAGGGCAGCCAUCCCUCCACAUCUGUGUACAAACAGCAGUGCCUGCGUCUCACUCCCUGGAGUCUUCCAGAACAACUCCCUCUGAAUUAGCAAUCCUGGAGCACUCUGACCCCCAGCUAGUCCCAUCUUGACCUCUUCAAAGUCAGAACUCUUCUCUGGGGGCAAGCGCAUACCACGCAGCCCUGUACUUCUGACGCUCUGAAUUUGUAUCCAUCGAACCACAUAGCCAUUUCACUUGGUUAGCUAUGUGCGAGAGUUCUGUCCCCAAACCAGCUGCAAAGAAGAAAAGCCUCUGGUCUAGGAAGUGCCGUCUAACAAAAUGCAAUAGUUUCUCUUUUUGGAAAUAUGUGUAUACCAAUAGUUUUGUGCUCUAAUUGUUAUUAGAACGUUUCUUAUGAAUGUGUAUAUUGCAGAA